Messenger RNA from Didymodactylos carnosus, 592 nucleotides. The record is from the annotation of a GenBank genome assembly. Lineage: Eukaryota; Metazoa; Rotifera; Eurotatoria; Philodinida; Philodinidae.
CGGCGACCGAUCAUCGGAUCAAUCAACCCCCACGUGAAACAAAGAUUGAAUUCCGGAAAUCUAAUUAAAUCCACGACUCAGUACUGAUAUUCCAAUUGGUUUGUUUCGUUGAACUAAUCUUAAAUAAUAACAAACAAACAAAAAUAAUUUGUUCUUGUUCUUUCCUAAAAAGAUGCCUGAUUGCUGUAUCCUCACCCUCACCACACACACCCUCUCUAUAGAGAGAUGUUUAAUCUAUUUAAUUAUCUAUUCGAAAUCUUAGAUUAGUUUGUAGUUUAUUGCAAGAAUUUUUUGAAAACGAGCAAAAAAAAAGGAGACCAUUAACCAGACAAGCCGUUUACUGAUUCAUGCUGAAUUUUCUUAUAUUCGUAACAAAACGCAUAAUACUAAAAUUUAUUAGGAAUGUGAAGAAUCUUACGAUUCAAAUAUUAAAUAUGAAGCUCGUGUACAUACAGAUUUACUUAAUGAUGUUAUUUUUGUUAACAAUAAAUUACAUUUACAUUCUGCAAAUGCUAUUAAGGUUGAAGUGCGCAAAGAUUAUGAAGAUCUUCGUUAUCAUGCGAUAAACAACAACGAUUCAGUUAUCUUGUAG